Chaetomium globosum CBS 148.51 is the source of this 1395-nucleotide messenger RNA. RefSeq lists its product as uncharacterized. NCBI's taxonomy places the organism in Eukaryota, Fungi, Ascomycota, Sordariomycetes, Sordariales, Chaetomiaceae. The transcript has 4 exons. The record is from RefSeq and is a predicted model, not a curated record. Gene Ontology annotation, molecular function: chitin binding. Bases 1 to 1395 code for a protein of 464 amino acids.
AUGAUGCGCCUGUUUGCAUUGUAUUUCCUCUUCUUGUUGGCCGCCAGGGCCGACGACUGCCCGCCGGCGACAUGGCAGGCCAAAGGCUCGGAGGGAGCGUCUAACCCCAAGACCCCGAAGCACCCUCGCAGCACGCUGGUGACCACUGCGGACAAAAAGAUUCGGCCCGGCGACGUCAACUGCCGCUACUCGUCCACCACAAGCGCCACCGUGAACUACGACACGUGUACUCAGAUGGCGACCAAGUAUGGCACGGCCGUCGACCACUUCUUCAUGCUGAACCCCACGCUUGAGCUGGACUGCAGCAACAUUCAGCCCAAGACCGAGUACUGCGUUGAUGGCUGUCAGCUACCGCCCUCCCAUGAUGUUGUAACCCCGGCGGGACUAACGAGAACAGUCAUCGAGCCCUUGAGAGCCACGGACGGGCGCUGCGGGCCCCCCAACCGCAACGCUACGUGUCUCGGCAUGCCCCACGGGCAAUGCUGCAACUCGGAGACAUGGACGUGUGGGAACUCGGCUGAUGACUGCGCCCCCGGCACCUGCUACGAGGGCAUCUGCUUCGGCGACAAGAUAUACAGCACAGACGGCACCUGCGGUCCGGACCACGGCGACCGGCUGUGCGCCGGCAAAUGGGGCGACUGCUGCAACCAGGACGGCGCCUGCGGCACGGGCGACGAUUUCUGCGGCCCCUCGGUGUGCUUCUCCGGCAAAUGUACCCUUCCCGACGUCGAACCGCCGCCGGCUGACUGGAUGGAAGGGAAAACCCCCGACGGCACGUGCGGCGGUAAGAACGGCUACGUCUGCUAUGGGAGGUGGGGCUCGUGUUGUAACAAGGAUGGCAUCUGCGGUAUCAUGUUGUCGGAUUGUGGUGAUGGAUGCCAGCCUGAGUUUGGCGAUUGCACCCCUCUUAGACUGUCGGAUGCCCCCCCCAGGAUCUCGUCCACAUUCAAAUCGUCUUCCUCCAUGCCCACCUCACACAUCACGGCCACUCCCACCUCCCUGCCCUCGUACGGCCAGACCUGCUUCAACAACACGGCGACCCCACCGCCACUAGCGUGGCCAACCUGCCGGCCUUGGCAUUCUUACCGCGCGGCCGGUCCUGCCCGCAGCAGCGAAGCGGUUGCGGCUCAUCAUCCUCCUCCCCAUCAUCCCCCUUCCUCCUCCUCCCCACCACCACCACCACCACCCGCGCGGAAAAGCCUCCCCCACUUCACACCAGGGAACGCGCCGCCAUCCGCCGCACCCACCUCCGAGUGCCCCUCAUGCGCAUUCAGCCAAUUCUCCUCCCCGCCCUCCAGCUCCGACACGCGCACGGUGAUGGCCUACGAGGACACCCUGGGCUCUGAGAUGGGCCGCGCGCCGACGGCGUGGUGUGUCCCGGCCGCGGGGUCGUAG